Molecule: messenger RNA, 1302 nt
Organism: Guillardia theta CCMP2712
Lineage: Eukaryota; Cryptophyceae; Pyrenomonadales; Geminigeraceae
Exons: 12
Coding region: 1-1302 (433 amino acids)
Molecular function (GO): 1-alkyl-2-acetylglycerophosphocholine esterase activity
Source: RefSeq, a predicted model, not a curated record
AUGCCUUUCCUCACCUUCCCCGAGCAAACAGGUCGGUUUGCGGUAGGGCAAUGCGACAUCAUGUGGCAGAGCAGGCAAGAGAAUGGCAAGGAGCAAACGAAGAUGGUGGUCAGGCUUUUCUAUCCCGUCAUGCCCGAGGACGCCAGCAAGGCUGAGAAAGCCGCAUGGUUGCCGGACCAGUAUGGCGCGAACAGCUAUUCCUACGCGCAAGCAUAUGCACGGUUCUUCUGGAAACCAGGGAUCACUGCCUCCUUGGUUGGAACUCUGGGCUUUCUUCCCCUCAUGAGCAGCGUGAAGACUCUGACCUACGACCACGCUCCGCUAGCACAAGGGAUGACAUUCAAGACUAUCAUAUAUUCUCAUGGGCUGGGAGGCAACCGCAGCUGCUACUCGGCUGUCUGCACUGACCUUGCGUCCCACGGCUACUUCGUGAUCGCAGCGGAGCACUCAGACGGCUCUGCUUGUCUGAGUGUCUUGCCAGACAAGACGGUGGUGGAGCAUAAGAUCGUCCCGGGAAAGGCCCUCAUUCCCCAGAGACCCAAACGGAUCCCACGAGGAUUCACUGAGAGUUUGAUCCCUGAGCAACAGCCCAAGACUCUGACGCAGUUCGAACUGAGGAACGGGCAGCUCAGUCACAGGGUCUCGGAGGUUGUGUUCCUCCUUGACUGCAUCGAGAAACUCAAUGCCAAGAUCGAUACGGACAUUGUUCCCUUGCCGGAGUGUCUUGCGGACCUCCCAGGAAGAAUCGAAGUCGAUCAUAUUGGAGUUAUGGGACACUCGUUCGGUGCUUCCACUGCCGUGGCCUCAAGCUUCGAGGAUGUGAGGAUCAAGGCAUGUAUAGCUCACGACGCCUGGCUGUUUCCCUUGUCUUUGGAGACGAUAAGGGCAGUCCCGAGGGUUCCCACCUUGUUUCUCACUGCCGACACGUUCGACUACUUAUGGCCGGGGGAGGGCAGAAAAGUAAUCAACGCUCUCUGCGCACUUCAGGGCACUUUCCAUCAGAAUUAUUCAGAUUUUCCGAUCCUAGCUCCUGACAUCACACAAGCAAUUGGUGUGAGCGGGCAGAAUCCCGAGGAGAGCAUGAAGGUCAUUGUCCAGCUCGACUCCUGCUUCUUCGAUCACUACUUGGGACAAGGCAAGGAAGCUAAGGACAAAUGGCGGUGCCCGGAGGAGUUUCGUGAUGCAAUCGACCACAAAGAUUCUGAGGAGGACAUCUUUGACGAUAGUCAUAACGAUAUCAAGAUCGGAGUGUUCACCAACGAUCGGAACCAUUACCAGAUGCCAGAAGCGAAUCAAGUUUGA